Molecule: messenger RNA, 1417 nt
Organism: Salvia splendens (bonfire salvia)
Lineage: Eukaryota; Viridiplantae; Streptophyta; Magnoliopsida; Lamiales; Lamiaceae
Product: ethylene-responsive transcription factor ERF110
Exons: 2
Biological process (GO): ethylene-activated signaling pathway; regulation of DNA-templated transcription
Molecular function (GO): DNA binding; DNA-binding transcription factor activity
Source: RefSeq, a predicted model, not a curated record
ACAUCACUAUCAUUUUCUUCAUUUUUUUCUCAAAUUCUCCUCUCUUCAAUCUUGAUUUUCAAUCAAGUAGUUGUGAUCAGUGAUUUUGUGGUACAUGCUCUUUCAAAGGUGGCGAAUCGAGAGGGCAGCGGCGACUACGCCAGAUUCCGGCCGACGUCCACCACCGGAGCCACCACUUCUUCCUCCUCCUCCACCACCACCGCCGCCGCAGCAGCAGCUGUAAGUGGUGAUGUUGAGACCAAUCCGUAUUUUUUCACGCAGCACCACCAGCCGGAUUACCUGCUGUCGGCGGUGGUGUCCCCGCCGCCUCCGCAACGGGAUCACCGGGAGAUGGUGACGGCGCUGACCCACGUGGUAUCCGGGCAGCGGCACGGCAGCUCCACCGUUGAUUCGCCUUCCUCCGCUUAUUUGUCCUCCAGCUCCGGCUCGUGGGCCGGGCAGAAGAGGCGGCGCAGCCACGACGACAGCGUCUCGCAGUUUCCCGACACGGCUUAUCCCGGGAUUGGAGCUGUUAAAGCUGAACCAGAGUCCGGAGCUAGCACUGCAACCGUCGCCGCUUCCGAGCCUCCCCAACAGCCAGAGCCCUCGGCCGCGGCGCGGCCGCAAGAAGAAAGGAGGAAAAAAUACAGAGGCGUGCGGCAGCGGCCGUGGGGGAAAUGGGCGGCCGAAAUAAGGGACCCACACAAAGCCGCGCGCGUCUGGCUCGGGACGUUCGAAACCGCCGAGGCUGCCGCCCGAGCCUAUGACGAGGCUGCUCUCCGCUUCCGAGGCAACCGCGCGAAGCUGAAUUUCCCAGAGCACGUGAGGGCGCUGCCGCCGCCGCAGCCUUCGCAAUCCUCGCAAAUUGCUCCGCCGCCGCCGAUGUUCCCGCCCGAUUACUGGCAGUACUCGCAGCUGCUGCAGAGCACCGGCGAUUUGCAGGGGGCGCAGCAAUCGGCUGCGAAUUUGUACGAUCAAAUGAUGUACGGAUCUUCGUUGACGGGAUUGUAUUCGUCGUCGCAUCAAUCGCAGCAAUCGUCGUUCUUCAAUUCCUCAUCUUCGCAAUAUCCGAUGCUGUUUUCCAGCGGCCAAACGAUACAUUUCUCGCCGCAGGGAGAUGAUCCGCAGAAUCGCGACGACGGCGACGGCGACGGCGGUGGCGGAGAUGGUAGUGGCGCGAGUAUGCCGGUGCCGCCGUGGACUUCCGGCCAUUAUCCUUCUUCCUCUACUUCCUGAUUUGUUAUUUUAACUAGUUUUUUGUUUUUGAUUUUUGUUAUACUAAAAUUUAUACACACAGAGGAGGCAAUCAGCAUGUAUUCUUUUGCUGUUUUAUUGUUUUAAAUUAAUUUGUAGGAUUCUAAUAUUUUGUGAGGCAUUGGAUUUAGAUUGAGAAAAUAAAUUAACAAUAAGCGGUGGAUUCGUUUCCCUUUCUUCUCAA